Messenger RNA from Actinia tenebrosa (Australian red waratah sea anemone), 3044 nucleotides. RefSeq lists its product as uncharacterized. Gene Ontology annotation, biological process: protein polyubiquitination; protein monoubiquitination. The record is from RefSeq and is a predicted model, not a curated record. NCBI's taxonomy places the organism in Eukaryota, Metazoa, Cnidaria, Anthozoa, Actiniaria, Actiniidae. Gene Ontology annotation, molecular function: ubiquitin protein ligase activity; metal ion binding.
CAGCAAACAACACCACCGUCAUGAUGUGUUGAGGCAAAGAGAGAGUCGAAUUAUUUCAGUCUAUGGUAUCUUGUAUAAUGAAUAUGGAACAGUCUAUUACAUCAAUGGAUCACUUAGAUAAUGAUAUUGUUGAGAUAAGUCAUUCAGACACAAGCCAGUCACAGUUACCAGAAAUGGAAAAACUGGCAUGUGAAAUAAUUAGUGAUGAUGAAGUUCWAAUCAUAUGUGUGAAGAAGCAAGACAAACAUAUUCAGCCUCUUAUAAAAAUUGAAAGUGGUGAUGAAGAGGUAGAGAAGAAGGAGGAAAAGCAUAUGUCUGGGGUUGGGAAGUCUUUAGUAAUGACAGAAGAAGGAGAGGGUAGUAUAAACGACGAGUAUGACUGUGAUCCCCAAUCCAAAGCCGACACCAGAUGCAAUAGUCCAAGAGAUGUCACUUGUUCGAUAUGCCUUGGAAAAUUUGACAACAAGUCCUUUUUGGAUCAAUGUUUUCAUGCAUUCUGUUUCUACUGUAUCCUACAGUGGUCUGAGAUUGUUAGAACAUGUCCAUUAUGUAAAGCGAGCUUUUCAUCUAUUAUACAUUCCGUUAAAUCCAUGAUGGAAUAUGAGUUGCAUAGGCUUCCUGCUCAAAGACAGCAUUCAAAACAGAAAAGUAUUGGUGUUAGGAGUAUGGGUCAUAUUAUAACUGUGGAUGAUAAUGCACAUCGUUCUCAACAAGAUAAUGCUGCUAGGUCUUCAAAUUUGAGGGAAUGGAGGACACACAGAAGGGAGAGAAGGAUUUCAUUUGCCAGGAAGAAACAAGCUGAAGCAAAGAAAAAGCGAAAAUCAAUUUAUGCCAAUAAUCUUUGGGUCCAGAAGGUAACACAAAGGGGUCGUGCAAGAUUCAGAGACACUUCACCACAGUUUUUUCAUGAUAACCCUGCUUGUACGCAUCGCCUGGUUCCCUGGUUAACACGUGAGUUAAGCUGCUUACUGGAUGAGGAUCAUAGACAUGUGGACUUCCUCGUGCAGCUGAUUAUGACUCUUAUAACAAGACUGGAGAUUGUGUCAGAGGAAUUCAUCCAGCAACUUUAUCCCUUCCUCUUUGAGAACACUCAUCACUUUGCACACGAGUUUUUGAGCUUUGCCCGUUCCCCCUACGACAUGCCUACUUACGAUGAGCGGGCUCAGUACGAGUGUCUACGAACAAACGGCAAUCAAGACACAUCUGCAACUCCGUUCAUUGUAAAUACCAGCAUCACAGGUUGGGAUUCGCCAGACGAGUUUGGUACAUUACCUUUAUCUCCCUCGACGAGUUCCCCAGGACCUUCUGGUCUUUCUGGAUCAACGUUAUUCUCUAAUAGGAGCUGGUCUCCUCCGCUUACAAGUGAACCGCAUCCACUCACUGAUGACUCCACUAGUGCAGAGAGGCUUUUACAUCAGGAAGUUACAAUUCAUAGAACUUUUUCUUCGCCAAAUCAAAAUAUUUCUGAUUUUCAGAAAUUGAGCCAUCAACUUAAAGGUAAAGGUAAACGCUGUUCAAAUAAAAGUGACAGUACCACUACCGGUUCAAAUGCUAUUACGAUAUCUUCUUGGGAAUCAGCUGCAGAAAGCCAUUCUGACAUUGUAGUCUCGAGUGAGGAGACAAGCUCUCCUAGUGUAAGUCAGGUAAAAGAAGAAAACCAUACACCUAAAAGUAUUAAGAAAUGGAAGCGACGUUCUUCGAGUGAUCUAGAAUGCUCAUCACUCUCACGAUCGAAGUCACUUCAAGAUUACCACAACACUAGGUCGAAAAAGUUUCGUCGAAAACACUCACAUGAURAUCGAUAUCGCAAAUCGCGAUCUCCUUCUCGAGUAUCAAGGCGACCAAGAAGAAGAACUGUGAGAUCGAGAUCACCUGCAGCUGCUCCUUCAGGAUGUGAUUCACCUGAUUUGUUAGCUAGUACAGUAAAAGGCAAGUGCGAAAGGCCUUCUACACCCACGGAAGAAGAAAUUAAGCGGGAAAUUUCAGAACUUGAAAGAAAAAUUGCCGAUGAUACAAAGAGACUCACGGAGCUUCUCGAAAAACAAGAAAAAAGAAGACUGGGUAAUGUUAGUGUAUCUACUAAGGUAUUAAGCACUACUGAAGAUAGUGGCACGGAUGAACUAAGUAGGUAGACCGGCUCACUGACAUUUCAAAUUACUAAAGAAUUUGAGACGGUUUAUUUGGACACUUUAUAAAUUACUUAUUUCCCCGUCGGGAUACAUUUAGCUAGUGUCACGUAGUCAUCUUUCAACCAGUGAGAGUGUUCGUUAUAUCGGAAAAUUUCGUAACUAUAUAACAAUCACCGAUAAUCACAUCGCCUUCAAAAAAUGAUUGUUGAUUAUUAUUGAUAAAUUCAGAACUAAGAUGUCUAAACUAGAACAUCGCGGUGCAACUAUCGUCAGGUUUUUGGAAAUAUUUUUUAAUGAAUUAAAUAAAAAAGUGUUAUAUCCGCACAAUUCAUUGGUUGACUAUGCAUUAAAACAAUUACCCAACUCACUCUCGUCGUACAUGAUCUUUACCCGGUUGACUCAGUUUGUUGAGCAUCGGACUUUCGUACGGGAGGUCGAGGUUAAAGCUUCGGUCGAACCAACACUCGGGGUCUUAAAAUAACUGAGUAGAAGAAGCUGCCUAUAAAAACUACAAAUGGUUGACCUACACGUGGCGCGGAUGACCACGUUAAAUGGCGGUCUCAACCUGCAACGGAGGGACGUAAAAGAACCACCGAGGGCGUAAAGAAACCCUGGCAGUGACCACCCUCAGUGUCUGGCUUUUACUUAUGAUUUCUUGGGUUGAUUGUGGGAUGGGUAUGGGGAUUUAACGGGGUUGGAAAUUGGUGCAAUGUACCUCGAAGGAGUCCUAUUGUCUAGCAGCAGCCUGCGGGCAAAAACAAACACAAAUAAAAUAGCCAACUCGGCCAGGAGACUUCGUGGAAUAGUUGCUAAAUAUAUAAAGCUAGUAGCAUAUUGAUCCGCAACCAGUAUACUGCGGGCUACUAAUCAAUGGCUUUUACUCCUUGAAUGAUGAAAUAAAUAACUUCCUUGAAA